Messenger RNA from Trichoplax adhaerens, 1773 nucleotides. RefSeq lists its product as uncharacterized. Gene Ontology annotation, cellular component: mitochondrion. The record is from RefSeq and is a predicted model, not a curated record. NCBI's taxonomy places the organism in Eukaryota, Metazoa, Placozoa, Uniplacotomia, Trichoplacea, Trichoplacidae. The transcript is spliced from 9 exons. Gene Ontology annotation, molecular function: hydrolase activity, acting on acid anhydrides, in phosphorus-containing anhydrides. Bases 1 to 1773 code for a protein of 590 amino acids.
AUGAGCCGGAACAAAAGUGCGAUUUAUGAAGCAGCAACGCUUAUUCUGUUAGCUCGUAGCAGUCAGCGAGCAUCAAAAUCUGCAAAUAAUCUUCAGCCUCGAGCUGCGGUAUUUCCUGGAGGAAUGAUCGAUAAAGCUGAUUUUAGUGAUGACUGGAAAAACAUUUAUCAGAAAGAAGUAGAUUGGCUCAACUUAAUUGAAAGCUUACCAAAAACCUGUGAUCCUCGUACGUCCUUGUAUACUAGGUCGAGAGAUUCGAGUUUAACGGCUGAUAUCGGACUACGUAUUUCUGCUAUUCGCGAGACUUUUGAAGAGAGUGGAAUACUGCUAUUACGGAGCUUGACUGACGGUCUACCUGAAAGUAAUUCCGGAGGUACCUUUGCUAGUACAAUAAAUAUAUCUAGUGAAGAGCUUAAUAAAUGGAGGGUUAUGGUACGUGAGAAUGCUACCAGGUUUAUGGAUUUAUGUAGAGAAUUGCAAGCUUUACCAGAUAUUUGGUCGUUAUAUGAAUGGAAUAACUGGUUCACACCUCCAGGUUUUAAGAAACGCUUCAAUACUAGUUUUUUUGUUUGUUGCACUGAACAAAUGGAUGAUGUGUCUGAGGAUGCUAGGGAAGUCACGAAAACCUUCACCGUAAUGCCGGGAGAUUCACUGUAUCCUUUGGAUUUACUUUCUCUGCAAAAUUACGAAGGAGAAGCUCCUGGAGAAGACGCUGUACUUAUAAAUAGGAACAGUGAGACAAUUGAGCAGCCAAAUGCCUGUGUUUUCCCCGGUGGAAAGGUUGAAGAUACAGAUUUUAGUGAGCAGUGGCGUGAUCUGUUUUGCCAACAUUUCGAUUGGCAAGAAAUUUUGCAGAGCUUGCCUAAAAGCUGUCUACCUCGUUGCGAUUGCUACAACAAGCUAAGGCAAUCGUGUAUUCCAGCUGACAUUGGAUUACGCAUUUGUGCAAUAAGGGAAACAUUUGAAGAAUCUGGAGUUCUAUUACUUCGCAACUUUAGACACAAUCGCUUACCCGUAGACGGAUCACAUGGUAACAUUGGAAGUGCUCAUAACUUGCCAAUUCAGCAACUCCAGUACUGGAGGCGCCUAGUCAAUGAAGAUUCUUCCAAUUUUCUCAAGUUAUGCAGACACUUCAAUUCAUUGCCAGAUAUUUGGUCAUUAUAUGAAUGGUCUAACUGGUUAACUCCGAGAACUUAUCCCAAGCGAUUCGACACUGCAUUUUUUAUAUGCUGUGCAGAAGGUGAAAUUAAUGCAUCACAGGAUCAGGCGGAAAUAACCUAUUUGCAUUGGACAACUCCAGAAGAAGCACUAAAGAGUCAUGCAAUCAAAAAGAUCUUUCUGGCUCCACCUCAAACAUAUGAAUUGAGCAGAUUAUGCAAUGAGUACUUUCUUCUACCUUACGGAUAUAGCUUCCACACUGUACCAGAAAUUUUGCAGUUUGCUAGACAUAGGGCCAUGAAUUUUCCAACGAAACAAUAUCUUCCUAUUCACUAUCAAUGCAAGGAUGGACUCCUUUCGUUGCUGCCUGGUGACUCUUUAUAUCCAGAAGACGAACAGCAAGAAAGUAAUCGACGCAUCACUUCGAAUAAGAGUAUCUCUGAAUUGAGAAUAUCAUCCGAAAGAGUAAAUCGUGUAGAAUAUGAAAAACGGGAUAAGUCUAACUAUGUAACCACCUAUCGCGUGGAAGUAUUACCAGAAAAUUUUUCUAUCGAUGGUCAUAAAGUACCUUACCUAGAAUGGCAAAAUGUACAAUCUGAUAGCUCAAAACUGUAA